GUAAUCUAACUUAACCCAACCGGUUCAACCUAACCUUAAAAGUGUGAAAUUGUCAUUGAGGAAUUGAUUACUAAUCAUUGAAUUAUUUACGUUAUUGUUCAACAAUAUAAAUUGUUAGACUGCUAAUUGUCGAUCUAAAUUGGAGCAAUAAAUAAUAAAUUUUAUAAUGAAAAAGAAUCAAAUUUGCCAGCACAAAGACGUUUUUCAAAGAAUGAAUUAUUUAUAUCAGGCUAGUCAUUUAAUGGCAUUAAAGAAUCGAGUUAUGGCAUCUUAUCUUGGUAACCAUAUGUUCGCUUGUGCUAAGAAGGCAGUAUUGCGCACGGAACCAAAUUUGAAAAGAACUGUAUGUAAAUGUUGUCAAAGUCCACUCAUACCUGGAGAGACGGCAAGAGUUAGAUUAGUAUCAAAACCCAUAAAGGGUAUCAAAUGGACAUGUUUAAUUUGCAUGAAUAGUAAGAGGUAUCCUGCAAAAAAAGGAUACAAAUUAUGGCUCGACCAGCCAGAAUCACUAGUUCGGAUAUUAGAUUUUACACCAAAAUCAAAGAACAAAAACUUUCAGCAACUUGGCUCUGAAAGCAAUCUUGAGGAAGUAAAAGAACAAACUGAAAACUAUCCUAGAAAUUCUACAAGUUGAAUCGUUUGAACAAUACCAAUCAAGAUAAAAGUAAAAAAAAGCAGUUAAUCUUAAAGCAGUUUGAUCGGGUUCAUGUAUUUUAUAGAUUAACUCAAGAUUUGGUGUAUGAAUAUUUUUUAUUAAUGACUUACAUAAAAUAUGUUACAAUAUUACAAUAAAUUUGUAAUUAAUAAAACAGAUACUUUUGCUAACUGGAAUAUUCAUAACCAUCUAGUAAUAUCAUGAUACCGAUAAUAGUUUUACAUUAAAUGUUCUUAGAAAUAACUCGAUCGUAAGUUAAGUUUACUGUUGUUAUCGAGUAGUUGCGAUACGUUUUUUUUUACGGAAAGUGGCAUCCGCAGGGAAUUCCCGAAGGUCAUGAUCUCUGUGUUCUCAGCCGAGGACGGUUUGUGAAGUCGCUAUUAAAGUGUAAAGUCGACAGGUUUUCGAAGGCAAGAUUAUUUCGCCGUAAUGACACUGGAAUUCGCUGCGAGCGUCAUUAUUUCAUCUAACUAUGAUAUGACUAUGUCCGCCCACCGCCAGUGACUCGUGCAAAAUCAUUACGAGUUAAAUCAUCACACUCAUACUUGGGCGCAAUCAAAUCACAGUUUACUUGAAAAGAAGAAAAAAAUAUCAGUCAUUUAAUAUUCUAUCUUAAAUAAAUAUACUAACACGAAAUUAACAGUACUAACUUAGAAAUUAUACGCACUAUCUUGAUUAUAAACGUUCCGUUGUGCGAGUAGCAACAAUGACGUAAUUGUUCGUUCACCAAAUACAGCAAUCCGCAUCGCUUAGAUGCCAGAAACGUGGCAGUGAUCGUUGUAAAACGUACAAGAUGCGUUCGCGUUUCGAACGCACGUACGUACCUCGGAAACGCAUAAAUAUUAAACUAACGAGAAAAGUAAUACAAAAACUGGGCUGGACGGAAUCUACACAUUCACUUAUAUACAUAUAUCUGUCGUGCCAAGCUUCGGUCGUGUCGAGUUAUCUCACACACAGUAUCUAUUUUACCUAGCUUAUAUUCUUCUCUCUUUCUUUUCUUUUGCUUUUUUUUUGAUUCUUCUAAAAAGUAAUUCUAACGAUAAAGUCAGACGGGACCCCAGGUUGGCAACGCACACA
Messenger RNA from Acromyrmex echinatior (Panamanian leafcutter ant), 1732 nucleotides. RefSeq names its product ribonuclease P protein subunit Rpp21 (gene Rpp21). Gene Ontology annotation, biological process: tRNA processing. Lineage: Eukaryota; Metazoa; Arthropoda; Insecta; Hymenoptera; Formicidae. The record is from RefSeq and is a predicted model, not a curated record. Gene Ontology annotation, cellular component: nucleolar ribonuclease P complex.